Messenger RNA from Camellia sinensis, 2081 nucleotides. RefSeq lists its product as uncharacterized. The record is from RefSeq and is a predicted model, not a curated record. NCBI's taxonomy places the organism in Eukaryota, Viridiplantae, Streptophyta, Magnoliopsida, Ericales, Theaceae.
AAUUUUGAGGGGGUUAGCUACAAACAAAGACUGCAACUAAACUAUUUUGAAUCAGUUUUUUCCCUCUCAAGGCCAUCUGUCAACGUGCAAGACGAAGAAGAAGGCCAAGUGUUCGUGAAAAUGCCCCAACGAAACUCCAUCAGCAGAGAACAGCCCAACAGUAGCACCCCCACUCUCCGAAGAUCUCCGAGGCUUCUUUCAAAGCUUCAUUCGCCUCCACAAGAUCCGAAGACCCCUUCCCCCAAAUCGAGGGCCAACUCCGUCCAUCCUCUCUCACUCACCUCAUCACACGAGCGGUAUCUGAAGAAAACCCACAAACAAAUCCCAAACGAAGUUCCAAACAAGUUCGAAGAAUCGAAAUGUGGGUCGAAGAAGAUUUCCGAGAAAUUGAAUACUGGGUCGAGAAGAUCUGCGACAUUCAAUGGUGGUGCUUGUCUCCGACGAUCUCCGAGGUUUUCCGGUAAUCAAAUUACUCCUGAUGAAUUUGUUGAUAACAAAAGUCUCAAUAUGUCUAAGCAAAAGGGUUUCUUGAAUGUGGGGAAGGUUGAAUUGGGCAUCGAUUUGUGUAAACAAGUUGUGGCUAAAAUUGACAAGAAGGUGACGCGUAGUUCUAGUAGGCGAAAUGCUGAUGAAUGUGCUAAGAAGACUAACAAGGAUAAGUGCAAUGGGUUUAUCGAGAGUGCUUCGAUUCAAGUUUUUGAUAAAGAGGAUUUCCCAGAUGUAGGAAGAGCUAAAUUGGGUACUAAUUCAUGUAAACAAUUUGGGGGUAAAUUGGAAAAGAGGUCGAUGCGUAGCUCUGGGGCUAACAAGGGUAAGUGUACUGGAUUUAACGAGAGUGCUUCCAUUUUUGAUGAAGAGGAUUCAUCAGAUGUAGAAAUAGCUAAAGAGGGUGCUAAUUCAUGUAAAAAGUUUGGGGGCAAAUUGGAAAAGAGGUUGACCCGUAGUUGUCGGGCUCUGGGCGUUAUAGAUGGCGGGGAAGAGAAGAAGGAGAGAGAUCUUGAUAAAAGAAUGAAAGUAAUUGGGGUUAAGAGGAAGAGAAAUCAAGUUGGUGUAGGUCAUGGAAUAGUUAAUGGGUGGACUAAGGAUCAAGAAUCGGCACUGCAGAGAGCUUACUUUACUGCGAAGCCAACGCCCCAUUUCUGGAAGAAGGUUGCUAAGCUGGUGCCUGGAAAGUCUGCACUUGAUUGUUUUGAUAAAGUCCAUGCUGACCACUUGACACCUCCUCAAACUCGAACCCGAUUGAGGUCUAGAAAAACUAAUUUGUCAUCCUUCUCACUCUCGGCAAGUACAUUGCUUAAUUCUGCAGAGUCAAAGACUAGAAGGCCAAGUUUCCUUAAACAAAAGAGUCAUCUUGCACAGAGGACUGUGCGACAAUUACUACAAAAGCAUUAUAAUGUAGACCAAGAUUAUGAAGCUGAUUUAUUCUCUGUUCUUGAGUCCUCCUUUAAUCCAUCUACCCAAAUACAUUCCACACCAGAAUGUGAAAAAGGAAAACCUGGGUAUCUUAAGGAAUUCCGUGAGAGAUCUUCUUCAGCAAGUAAGAAGCAUGUUUCACGACAUGGUAACUCGUAUGGAGCAACUAUUGUGAGCCCCCCGGUUCUGAAGCAGAUUAAAAACAAAGUCUUACAUGAGAAAUAUAUUGAUAAGUUACAUUGCAGGGAAGCUAAGAGAAGGGCAGCAUCUGCGCACGCAUCCAAAUCCAUUCCAGGGAAAGAUGAUAGAAAGGAGAGCUAUAUCCAGAAAAAGGAUGCUAUUGAAGCUGCAAAAAGUGCUCUGGUUUCUGAUGCAAAUGAUGUUAUCCAUCAAUUCCAACACUUGAAGGGUAGUUCUAUGAGUAACUACUUCAAUUUUGAUGAUGAUGAUGAUGAUGUUGAGAGGGAUGACGAUGAAGGUGAAGAUGAACCUUAACAACUCACUUUUCCUUAUAUUGAAUUGUAUCAGCAUGUAUUGAGAUAAUUGAUUAUGAUUGAAGCUGCAUCUGUAACCGCUGAAAUAUUGGAUCUACACUCUAGCAAUUGUGUAUUGCUUCAGAAUACUGCUUCAAUAAUAUCUAGAAAGCCCUGCUUAUGGCAAUUUCUUUA